UCGGCUAGAUAAUGAGGGAGGGAAGAGGGAAGAUAGCAAAUCAAAAUUGUUUCAACUUCUUCAUCAUCGUCAUCAUCAUCAUCGUCACUCCCGACUUCAACGUUGGUUCGGAACGGCACAUGAAACGGGGGGCGUUUCCGGGGAAACUCCCGGCCCCUACAAAAUGAAACUGAAAGUAGACGAGCGGAGCCGGAGACACAAACCCGCCGCCGUCAGUCCGGGUCCGUCCGUACGCGUCAGUCCGGGAUGAAAGCAGCGGAGGAAAUGUGGCGCAGCGCAACGCGGAUCGGCAAGCUCGCCGCGCUCGCCGCGGCGCUCUGCGCCGACCUGUCGCUGUUCUGCGCGGCGUCGGGGAGUCCCGGCGGCGCCCCCGCGCACCUCCCGCUGCUCUGGGCCGUCGCGGCUCUCCGCUGUUUGCUGCUGUCGGCGGCCACCCUGCCGAUCCGCGGCCGCCUGGAGCCGGCGCCGCUCCGCUACGUGGCGGUGCACUGCCUCGUGUGGCCGCUGUACCGCUCCGCGCGCGGCGCGCACGGGCCGCCGGAGGACGCGUGGUCGUGGCUGCGCUGCGGCGCGGCGGCCGCGGCCGCGGCGCUCUUCUGGGACGUGGGCAUCCCGGCCGCUGAGGAUGAGGAGAACGGAGGGAGGAAGCAGAAGGCCAGGGUGCUGCUCGUCAGGGUCCUGCGCUUAUACGGGCCCGACUGGCUCCUCCUGCUCGGCGGACUCGUGUUCCUGACGCUCGCUGUUCUCUGUGAGAUGUACAUCCCAUUCUACACAGGAAAAGUCAUCGAUAUCCUCAGCGGCCAUUAUCAGUGGAAUGAAUUUCUCUCAGCAAUCUUCUUCAUGGCUUUAUAUUCCCUAGGAAGCUCUUUCAGUGCAGGCUGUAGAGGGGGUCUCCUCCUCUGUGGGAUCAGUCGUUUCACGUGCAGGGUGAAGGUCCAGCUGUUUGAGGCCCUGACCAAACAGGAGAUUGGAUUUUUUGAUACUGUCAAGACAGGCGAGAUCACCUCCCGGCUGUCCAGAGAUACCUCCCUGACAGGACGCACAGUAUGUCUGAACAUCAACGUGCUUCUGAGGACAUUUGUGAAGACUCUGGGCAUGCUCUCUCUGAUGACGAACCUCUCCUGGAAGCUCACCUGCCUGGUUUUGUUGGAGACGCCCAUCAUGGGACUCAUACAGAACAGUUAUGACACACACUACCAGAGACUCUCCAAGUUGGUUCAGGACUCAGUAGCCAAGGCCAACGAAGCGGUGAAUGAGGUGGUGUCUGGUAUCCGGGUGGUACGGAGUUUUAACACCGAACUGGCCGAGGCCUGUCGCUAUGACGACCGGCUGAAGGUUACGCAAGGCCUCAAGACACGACGGGACGUGGUCAGGAUUGUUUACGUGCUCGCACGGAGGAUAACAGGCCUGGCCAUACAGGUGGCCAUGCUGUACUAUGGCAGGCUGUUCAUCCAAAAGGGUGAAAUGACCACUGGAAACCUGGUGUCCUUUAUACUUUACCAGUCGAACCUGGGCGACAACAUCCAGACUCUGUUCUACAUCUUUGGUGACAUGCUGAACUCGGUGGGGGCCGCCAGCAAGGUGUUUGAGUACAUAGACAGAGAACCUCAGGUGGGCUUCGACGGGACCCUCGCACCCGAGUCCAUGACGGGUCGCAUCACCUUCCACCGCCUCACCUUCGCGUACCCGUCCAACCCCAGUAACGCUGUGCUAAAGGACUUCUCGUUGGCACUGGAGCCUGGUCACAUGACGGCCCUGGUGGGGCGGUCUGGUGAGGGGAAGAGCACCUGCGUAAGCCUUCUGCAGCGCUUCUAUGAGCCGCAGGACGGAGAAAUCCUACUGGAUGGACGGCCGCUGAAAUCUUACGAGCACAGUUUCCUCCACAGGAAGGUAGCCCUGGUGAGCCAGGAGCCUGUGCUCUUUUCAGGCUCUGUACGAGACAACAUAGCCUACGGCCUCGCCGACUGCUCGCUGGACGAGAUCCAGGAAGCGGCGCGGAAAGCCAACGCCCACGCCUUCAUCAGCCGGCUGGAGAAAGGCUACGACACAGAGCUGGGUGAGGGAGGGGGCCGGUUAUCCAAGAGUGAGCGGCAGCGGCUCGCCAUCGCCAGAGCCCUGGUCCGGCAGCCACAGGUCCUCAUACUGGAUGAGAUCACCAGCUCCCUGGACACCGACAGCGAAACCAAGGUUCAGGAGGCUCUGGCGUCCCUCAGAAUAACCCUGCUGGUCAUCGCUCACAGGCUGAAGACGAUCGAAAAAGCCAAUCAGAUCGUCGUUUUCGGCGAGGGGCGGGUUCAGGAAUGCGGGACUCACCAAGAGCUGAUGGAGAACAAGGGAGUCUACUACAAACUCCGAGAUAUGCUCUUCAGAGAGGGGGACGCGCCGCAGUGACCUCGGACCAUAUUUAUUACGUCAUAGCUGACACGUUGUACGACAGAUCUGCUGUCUGUAGUUUAUACUUGCGGCCAUAGGCGUUUCUAGCCCCCAUUUUUGGGGGUGCUGCAGCACCCCUAAAUUGAACCCCAGCACCCCUGAAAUUGAAGAGAUUGUUUAUUUUUUACUGUAUGUCCAUGUUUAAUAAGCUGAAGAAAUGUCAAAACCAUAUCCAGUAUAUAUUAAUAUUUUAACACAGCACCCCCCCCCAUGCUUCGAUCCACCCCCCCAAAUUUAUCUUGCCUGGCCGGCCAGCACUCUGGGUGCUCAGCACCCCUAAAGCUCUGAUCCUAGAACCGCCCCUGCUUGCGGCUACAUGUUUAUCUUUGGCAGCCAUUCUGAAAAGAGGUGGCAACUUUGUAACCUGCCUACUGUUCGGUUCAGUACAACACAUGACAAUAUACACAACGCAAUUCAUGCAGCGCACGGUGGGACAGAACAUAUGAUGGCUGAAUGUUAAAAAAAAGAAAAAGCUUAAUUUAUGUAAAUAUUGAAUAAGCAGCGUUGCUGUUUUGUGAAGAGUUGGAUGUUGAAGUUCUUACAGACAGUCUGGUUGUUUUUUUUGCUAUUCUCAGUUUUGUAUUUUCAAAGCGUUUGUUGUGAAGAUAAAACGCGACCCCUGUUUGUGCCUUCGUAAAGCUGUUGUUAGUGCUGACAUGUUUUCCUGUCUGAGAUCCUUUAAAUUGAAGCCGUAAAUCCGUACUGCAAAGACGCAAAUUCAAUGGUCGACUGGUUAACGUUGUCGCUUGCGGAGCGGGAGACACGGGCUCGCGUCCCGGCUGUGGCGGUUCCCGGACUGCCCCCCCCCCCCCCCGAACUCGCUACAG
Lampris incognitus (smalleye Pacific opah) is the source of this 3260-nucleotide messenger RNA. It is a transcript of the gene tap2a, whose product is annotated as transporter associated with antigen processing, subunit type a. Gene Ontology annotation, molecular function: ABC-type oligopeptide transporter activity; ATP hydrolysis activity; ATP binding. The transcript is spliced from 11 exons. NCBI's taxonomy places the organism in Eukaryota, Metazoa, Chordata, Actinopteri, Lampriformes, Lampridae. The record is from RefSeq and is a predicted model, not a curated record. The coding region runs from base 247 to 2391 and encodes 714 amino acids. Gene Ontology annotation, biological process: transmembrane transport. Gene Ontology annotation, cellular component: membrane.